Schistosoma haematobium is the source of this 6365-nucleotide messenger RNA. RefSeq lists its product as uncharacterized. Bases 43 to 3318 code for a protein of 1091 amino acids. Lineage: Eukaryota; Metazoa; Platyhelminthes; Trematoda; Strigeidida; Schistosomatidae. The record is from RefSeq and is a predicted model, not a curated record. The transcript has 10 exons.
GAACUACUUGAACCAUUUUGAACGUGGACGGUACUUUUAAGAAUGACAGACUAUUUCAAUUUGCUUCCCUCUGAAAUAUCAGGACUUGUCCUCGGAUUUUUGCGAGAUAGCAAUUGCGUUAUCGCUGCUGGUGCUUUCCUUCGAGAAAACGUCCACUUAUCUGAAUUUCGUUAUCACUAUGCAUCAGUGAAUGAGAUACCUUUGUAUUUCAGAGAAUUAACUUUGCUGGAUAUUAUUCAUGAUUAUAUUCAUAUUGUGAAUGAAGUCAUCCCUCAUUUAAAAAAGGCCAAUCUUCCAUGGCAACUGGGGAAUCUAAAUACUUCCAUAGCACAAUUUUUGCAGUCAUUUCCUGAGACUUGUUCAUCAAAUUUGCGACCGAAAUCAUUUCGUCCUAUUCAUCCUGUUUGGAUGCCCUUAGGAAAAUCCUAUGUACCGCCUAAAAUAAUACCUGCUGAUAAAUCCACUACAGUUCGACCUCCGCUUGCUACCGUGAAACCAAAUGUAACAAUAGCUUCAUUACCUAAUAUAAUAAGUUCGAAUUCAACCAGUGGGAUAGGUGCUGGUACUGUAUGUUCACUAGACAAUAAUUCAACUGGUUCAAGAGCCAGUCGACCAGUGUUACGAAUAUAUAGACAACCAUUAGCAGCUAACAAAACAAAUGUAUUCAAUUUUGAUAUGUGUAGCAGUAGCUUCCCAAAUCCCUCAUCUCAUCAAGCAUCACAGUCUAACAUAGUUGCGUCAAAAUCUAAUGCUAAUCCUAUGCAAUCUAUGGUUCGCUUACAAAACAAAACAAAACGUGUAUCAGAGACAUUACCUACUACUACUACUGUUACUAGUAACGGUAAUAGUGAUGUUCUAUCCCUGUCAACAUCUUGUAAUUCUGUGAUAUUUCAUCAAUCGCCUAUAUCUAUAACAACAUCAUCAGAAGGAACGAUGAAUGAUGCCACUGUUCAAUCUAUAGGUGUGAUCAACCAAAACGAAAAUAUUACUUCACAACAAAUAUGUCUUAAUGCUCAGUCAAAUGAUAUAAGCGAUCAUCAACAGAUUUCUGAUAAUAGUUCCAUAUUUUCGGUGUUUUCAUUGCUACCUCCGCCGGCAUCAUCAGAGACGUUAGUUACAGAUAUGGUGAUUUAUCCUGUAAUAACAUGUGAAGAUAAUCUGAAUGAUGCAAAAAGUACUGAUCUUGUUUCAACUAGGCGAAAACGAAACCAACCACCACGUCAGUUAUCACCUGGAUCUGGCGUCGGAAGUACAAUAUUUAGUUUAACUAACAGUUAUGAAGAAGAAUUAGAUAUGGAGCGUUUCUUAUCUGCAUUGUUUAAUAAUGCUGAACAAGUAGCUACACGCAUUAAUGCUGAAGUUGGCAUUUUAACACGUAAUCCAUUAUCAUAUAAUGAUAAUUCUAAUCGUUGUAAUUGGCCUGAAACUACUAAUACUUAUGAGAUUGUUUCUAUUCAUCCAUCUAAUAAUAAUGACAAUAAUAAAAUAGUGAAUUGUUCAUUGGAUAAUAAUCAAUCUCAACCACUCACAACAAAUACUUCUUCAUCAUCAUCAUUAUCAUCUACCGGUGUAAAAUUAUCCACAUCAUUUGUUUGUCAAGAUUUUAAUUCAGAUACUUCAGAUAAUAUGCAAUUAUGGAAUGAUUGGUUUGGUAUAAAGGGUGAUUUAGACACAUGUAUUGAUCAUUUGUUAUCAGAUCUUGAAUCUAUCGACGUUUUCACGUCCACAGUCAAUACCACAACUGUCACUAAUACUACUUCAACUGUGAGUUCUACGAUUCCCAACCAAAAUGUUAAUAAUACAACAAUAAUUGAAACACUAAUCGAUAUUGAUCAAUGUUCGCAUCAAUCGUCUGUUGUAACAACAUCAUCAAAUGAUAUUAUUACCUCAGGUCCUAGCAAUGUAUCUCACGAAUUGAUAUCGUCUCCUUCAUCAUCAUUAUCAGACUGUGUUAUUAAUGUCACCGUCAAUGAUAAAACAUUAGCAAUGUCUAUUACUUCAGCGACAAUAACGAGUACUUCUGACUUAUUUCAUCCUAAUUCACCAAUAUUAUCUACACUAUUAUGUGACAAUACUGGGAACAAUAGUAGCAAUGAUGAUGUUAAUAAUAAUAAUGAUAAUAAUGAGUCACUUAUUAUUCCUAGCAUACCUGAUACUAACUUGAUGAUGAAGACUCCUAUAAUUUCUACUCCUGUUACAAUUACUACUUCUACGGUUACUAAUCAACAUCUUGUUCAUAAUGUCUGUAAGCGAUUGAUUACAUCAUUACCGUCAUCAUCUUCAUCACCAUUUUGUUUCAGUCAGUUGGUUAAUAAUAAUUCACAAAAUUUUCCAAGUAAACGUCAAUGUCUACGUCAUUCUGAUAAUGUAAAUAAUAUUAAUAAUAGUACUAUGAAUAUUAAUACUAAUAAUAAUUUACCACCAAUUUUAAUUACACCGGAUUCAAAGAAAAAUCAUGUCAAUGAACAUAAUGAUAAAUUAUUCUAUGAAAAUUUGCCAAGCUGUAAAUUGUUUAAAGGAAAUACUAAUAAAGAUUCAUUUCAACAUCAUUCAAAUGAUCAUCAUCUUCAGUCCACUUAUCUAUUAUCAUCACCUUCUUGUUAUUAUUCUAUUCCACAGAAUUCAAAUGCUCAAACUGUAAUUAGUAGUGCUACGAAUACAUGUAUGACAGCUUAUCUAUUAAAUAAUCCUUUAUCAAUUAUUGAUUUACGUCAAAUUGCACAGAAUAAUAAUAAUAAUACUGGUAUAACUAUCACUAAUGAGAAUAAUUACAAUAAUCCAAUUACUUUUUAUACAACAAAUAACAAUCAUAAAUUAUUAUCAUCAACAAUUGAGAAUCAUGUUAAUUAUGUAGAUUUAAAUAAUAAUUCCUUGAUAAAUUUGAUACCUGUCAGUUAUAAUUCAAAUUUAACACCAUUUAUUAUGAAUAAUACAUUAAUUAAUACAACAUUAUCCACAAUAACAAUGACUACCGACAGCAAUAUGACUUCGAAAGCUUUUGUUAAUCUUCCUUGUAAUACUGUUAGUACAUGUACUACUACUACUAGUAAUAAUAAUAAUAAUAAUAAUAACACAGGAUCGACUACUGAUGUUGUCACUGCUGCAGUUAUCACUACUGGUAUAAGUGGUGAUUAUAUACAAACUAUCAAAGUUGGUGAUAAUAAUAGUAAUAGGUGUUAUUCAAAGAGUUCAUUGUUAAUUGAUGCAAAAGAAAAUCAUCCACCAACACCGGCACUUAUUGUUCAACGUGGUGUACGAAAGAAGAUUUUAAAUUUGCAAUCGUUGGACAUUGAAAAAAUAAUAUCUCAGUCUCACUAAUUAAAACGCAUCACAACUUCUCGAGGGAAUCAAUCUCUCGUAGGCGCAGAUGCCUUCAUAACAACCUUGGAUUUCUUAUUGAAUGUAAAAUCCAAUCAUAUCAAUUAAUCCUACUAAUUCAACAAUAAUGAUAAUGAAUUGCUUUCGUAUGGUUUAUUCAAAGAACAACGCACUCACAUAUAGAUAUUGUCAUCAUAAUAUUAUGUAACAGUAUCAGUAGUAUUUGUGUAAACAUACAGUCUGAUUUGCAUUCCAAAACAUGCAUUUAUUUUUUUUAUAUUUAUCAAUUUGUUAUUUCCAAAGUUUUUUUUUCAUAUGUAAUUUAUUAUUCUUAUUCGUCUUCUUACUGUUAUUAUUAUUAUUAUUGCAUUAAAGUAUUUAUUAGCGAUUUCUAUGUGGCCAUUAUUUCAUCAUUAUAGAUGUCACGGUAAGGUCGUGACUAGGAAGAGUCAGGUCUCCUUCUCGAAAUACUCUCACACAGUCACGCAUAUACAGCCACUUUCAGGGAAGUCCUACUUACUGCCUUCUCGAAGUGUGUGUGUUGUUUGUAUCCGGUGCUUGACCCGGGUUGUUGGAUAUGGAGGAUCCAUCUAGGGGAGUUGGAAAACCCUGGUUCCAGAUCAAUGAUUCACAUGGGCUACAGUAUCCUGAAGGGACAAUUGGCGUAUGAACCAAUCGUUGCUCAUCUGCUGCCAUGGGACUACAUCUCCUAACGUUGCUCCACUGUCUUGUGGAUUAGACCUUUAGGUCAAAGGUUCGGGGAGUAGUGGCUCCCUAAUAAGACCACCUGCUUCGGUUCGGGCACCCGGACAAUAUUCCAGUCGUCACACAAAUCAAAUGAUGAAAUUUGGCCUAUAUAUAUUUAGUGCCUCUUUAUAUUAAUGUCUAUGUGUCCAAAUAAAUGAAUAACCUGGAAACUGACAUGACAAUGAGAUAUCAAUAAAAAACUAUAACGGGUUGUAAAUCUGUACUGAAUUGGUUCACUUGUAGUACAGAAAUGAUGAGUAACUGCGAUCGUUGUUAAUCAGUUGAAAUUUGUCAAUCAAAAAAUUUCUAUCAGUAGGUAAUGAGUUUUGAGUAAAAGGCCAUAUUUAUAGACUAUUGAAAAAAAUUUCAUCAGUAGAUAUUUGUCACAUUUUUAAUUUCAUUGUUUAAAACAUUUCUGAAACUCUUUAGAAGUUAAGUUCUUCAACUGUGCAUCUACAUAUCGUCUAAGCGUCAUCUCCGCUAGUUUAUUUUACAUUUUAGGAACAGAAUGAAAUAAUAGAGGUUGUAUCUGGUUUGUAGUGGAGAGGGUGUUCUGGUAUGAUCAUCAAAUUAUAAGACUGAUAAGCUCAGACUAUCACUAAAUUGUUUAGUUGCAUGCGAGCUGUUCAUGGUAUUCCAUGCUUUGCCUAAUAUGUAGAGGUCUUCAUAAUCCAUUCAACCACCAGGCGAAUGAGAAUUGGUAAGUCGCCAGCCUUGUCUGACAGCGGUCCUCAUUUAGAAUGCAUCUGUGAGUUGUUUUCCAUGAACGACCUUGUGGUGUAGUCCGUCAUAUGAAUUCCGUAUUACGUUGACGACUUUUAGAGGUAUACCAUAAUGUAGAAGGUUCCAUAAGGUCCCCCUUCACUCACUGUCAAAUGCUUUCUCAUAGUCAAGGAAGUUGAUUGCUCAACGACGAUUUGUAGUGUCGCUAUUCGGUCUAUGCACGACUGGUCCUUACGGAAUCCAGCCUGUUGAUCUUGAAGUUGGGCGUCUGCUGAAUCUUCCAUCUGGUUAGGUAACACUCUGUUGAAAACGUUUCGUAGUACUGAUAAUUGUGUCAUGCCUCUGUAGCUGAGUUUUCACAUUUGCUCAUAUCUCCUUUCUUUGGUGCCUUGAUGAGGUAUCCUUCUUUUCUGUAGGUCCAGUGUGGCUGACAUAUUCAAAAGUUCUUCAGAGUGCUCUACCCACCUGUCCCAUCGAUCUUGAAUCUCAAUGACAGACUUGUCUUUUUUGUCCAUGACUGAUCGCUCCCUGCCAGUUUCUUCGUUGUAUCAUAUAGUUGUUUGAUAUUUUCUUCUCUUGCAACGUUUUCCUUCUCUUUCGUUUCUCCCAGUCAUUCCAUGUCGUUUCAUACCCGGUGUUAUCAAUGCUGACUUUGGUGUUUAGUUUUUCCAUCAGGAUGGUCAGGUUCUUUCGCGAGCGCUUCCCUAUGACUGACUGCAGCCUCUGAUAAAACUGAGGCUUAUCGUCUCCAUUGCUAUAAUUGAUGGGUUCAUAGCACUGGAUAAUAUUCAUUGAGAUCACCUUUGUUCUGGUUAUGGUUUGAUGAUUGUGGAUCCAUGGGGUGCUCACCGUAAAAGUUCUUUUCGUGCUCCUUUGCAUCACAUCAGUGCAACUCCCUGAGUGUGCGAAACAUUUUCCUCUUCGUAACUAGAGUAUAAUAGCAUCUCUCCCGAAUCUUAUUUUUUUCUGUCCAGUUUGUGUGGAAUGGGUUUCAGUCAUUCCGAGCACCAUGAAGUUGUAUCUCCUUAUUUUCGUAGCUAUCUGAUCGGUCAUCUCUGUUUCCUACAUUUUACUGACAUUCCAGGUACCUGUGAUAAUUGUUGCUGUGGUUUAUAUAAGAGUAAUCGGCAUCAUGAGUUUCGCAGAAUCUCGGCUUUCAUCAUGAUGUGUCAUAAUUCUCCUGAAUGAAAACCCUUCAGCUUCCUGGGAGGAUAAAAUAAUACAUAAGCAAUCCGGAAUCGCCGUAGUCCGUGGAUGAGAAUCUUGACAACAGGUAUCAUCGAUCGGUCAGAUAUCAACAACGAUUCUCCCCUUCAUAUUGUCAGUGUUUAUUCAUCAUAACAGCACAUGGUUGUUGCUACCUUGACGUGGUGGUCGGGCUUGCCUAUCGUGAUGAAGCAACCGAGCUAUACUGGCUGGAACAACCGUUCCUCAAGGUCCUACCAUGUCAGACAGGUCGGUUGAAGAGCGGUAAGACUAAAAGCAACAAACCCAAGGAGCGAAGGCGAAGUCGUACUGCUGACUGUACAGGGGUGUGACAGCAGUAAGGUGUUUCCUUCAGACAACCAGCAUGACAG